Messenger RNA from Fulvia fulva, 2181 nucleotides. RefSeq lists its product as uncharacterized. The record is from RefSeq and is a predicted model, not a curated record. Gene Ontology annotation, molecular function: DNA-binding transcription factor activity. The transcript has 2 exons. Lineage: Eukaryota; Fungi; Ascomycota; Dothideomycetes; Mycosphaerellales; Mycosphaerellaceae. Bases 1 to 2181 code for a protein of 726 amino acids.
AUGGUGCUGGCGAUGGGGUUGCAAGAGGCCAACGGCAGACGCGAGGCUCCGUCGUCGCCGUCGCAUCGAGCAUCCAACCAUGUCACCCACGCUCACCCUCACCCUCACGCUCACCCUCACCCUCACCCUCACCCUCACCCUCACCCUCACCCUCACCCUCACCCUCACCCUCACCCUCACCCUCACCCUCACCCUCACCCUCACCCUCACGUCGCACCGGUAUCGCCAGCAAGGCCUGCAAACAGCAAACCACUGCACUUACCGUCGCUCUCUGCACACACUCCUGCAUCGCCCGACUCGAGCGUCUUCAACCAUAAUCCUGUGCACUGGGGCGCGUACCGCUCCUACGGUGGCGGGGAAAAGCCGCCUUUUGCACCCGGAGCUGGCGACAGGCUGACCAUUACUCGAAUUGCUGAUCGACACGAACCGCAGCAGCAACAGCAUCCGCAACAUCAACCGCAGCAACCGCCGCCGCCGCAGCGAAAAGAAGAAUAUCCUGUUCAGAGCCCUAUCCACUAUGCGCCGAACGGACAGCUUCCCACCCCAGUAGAGAACGGCCAUCACCUCCCCGCCUGGAACCCGUAUCGUCAGCCGAUGCCCCCCGGGAUGCCGCCUCAACAGUCACAAACCGCUGAAGCGCCCAUCAUCCGCCGACGAAGAGCACAGUCAUCGCGAAGCUCAAUCGACUCGCCAAGCACUCCCAUUUCACCCGGACCGGUGCCUAAACGCCACAACCCGGCCAAGCGCUCUUCCCUCAGCUUGUCCAAAGACGGCGGCGGACCGCUCCCUUCAACGUCGAGCAAUCGAUCUUUUCCAUGUCCCUUGACAAUCUACGGCUGCACAUCCACAUUUGGGUCGAAGAACGAGUGGAAGCGACAUGUCAAUACUCAGCACAUGCGUCUCGGUUUCUGGAGAUGCGAUCUGUGUCCGAAUGGCGAUCGCAAACCCAAUGACUUCAACAGGAAGGAUCUCUUCAUCCAGCAUGUAAGGCGCAUGCAUCCCGCUGCUGCUAGUCGUACUGAAGCGACUUCCACUCCCCCGAAAGCGGGCAAGGAUAACGAAAGCAUGCAAGCGCUGCAGGAUGCUGCGAAUCGAUGUUACAAAGCCCUGCGACAUCCUCCCCAGCAGAGUUGCUGCUUGUUCUGCGAUCAGCAAUUCACUGGCAACGGCUCGUGGGAUGACCGCAUGGAGCACGUCGGGCGGCAUCUGGAGCUCACGCGGCGAGAAGGACAACUACCACCAGAUCCGCAGGAAUGGGCACCGGAUGAUGCUGUCAAUCAGUGGAUGUUGAAGGAGCGCAUCAUCUUCCCCCAUGGUCAGACUUUCGUGUUGGAUGACCAAGGCUCAAUAAUCAAGCCAAUCGUGCGACCAAUCAUCACUACUGCGCCGAAGCCUUUGCCGCCGUUGGUGAAGCCGCCUGAAACGAAUGGCCACGUGGUGUCUGAUAAGGUCAUCUCCACGGACGUCUACGGUAGGGCUUCUUCGCCGAAGAGACGCUUCGAUCCAGUCCAUGAUGCUGUCAGGCACGAGCGCAGUCGGAGUGGGGUAGGCGUGGAAGCUAUGACAGGAGUAGCUGUGCAGACAAGGAUCGAUCCGCCUCACACGAAUGGAGUGAGGCCGGAAGUGCAAGUCGCAGCGCAAGCAAAGCCCGCAGAUACAAGACUCGAAGCCGGAUCCAAAGCUCAGAAGGAAAGCGCCGACGAUGCGGAUCCUUAUCUGGCACUCUUCAGCGCUAUUAAGGGGACCGAUGAGGAGACGGCGGAUGUGGACGAAGCCGAAACGAUGGAGAAUGGUGACGACGAGGAGCUAGACGCUGCACCUGGAGCUGCUGAUCAAAAUGAAGAAGCAAUGCCUGACUCAGGGAUCGUACAUCGACAGGGCACGCAGGCAGAGCGCAUGAAGGACCAGACCGACAUAAGCUACUACAGUACCAUUAAGAAUCGUACGUGGGGAGCGGUGCAAGCCAUCGGACGACUUUUCGCUGGACCACGGCCAGAAUCCGAAAUGGGCUCAGCGGAGCCAGAGGGUGUCAAUGGAGAAAGGUCUCCCAGCCCUGUUGCUAAGCGCACAAGGUCAGCCCGCGCGAAGGGAGAUAUCACCUUGGAAGGAGAAGAAGAGAGCGAUCACGGCAGCCCUCCUCGGAAGCGGACCAGACAAUCCGUUAUCAGCUCGAGAAGCUGA